UCCUCCAGAUUGGUUGUUGCUCAAGAUCUGCUCAAUGAGUUUGAUCCUUUUCCGGUUUUUCAUUUACUUGUUGCUUUUUUCCCCAACAUUUUUCUUGGAUUGAUCAUCGCACUUCAGUGUGCCACUUUUCUUUUACUUGCUCAUACUUUUGCAACAUUUUUGCCUGAUUGGUCAUCACUUCUUGGGUGUUGCUUUUGUUACUUGAAGGAUUUGAAUUUAGUCACAUGCCUUGGUUACAGUGCAAGUGCUAGAUCACCAGAAGUGACGAAGUAUAAACAUUGGCCAGGACACUGUGUAAAAUUUCCUUAUUCAUCUAAACAGUGCCAUGGCAUUGAAUAUAAAUGACAGACAGCGCUGACAGGGCAGCACUCCUGAGGCUCAGUUUAGCUUUUGCAUUCAGUUCUGGAGCAAGUCUUGAACCUACAAACUUCUGGCUCAGAGGCAGGAGAAGUGCCCAUUGAGGCAUUACUGAGCAGUCAGAUUCAAUUAAGGAGAUUAAACCCACAGAGUCAUGAAGGACUGAACAUCCACAUUGUGCAAUUACACCCAGGCUGCAUUUUAAAUUAAGUCACUGAUCGGAAGAAAAUUUUUCAUAAAAACAGUAAAUGCUGGAAACACUCAUCAGGUCAGCAGCAUCUAUAGAGAGAAACAGAAAAUCCUUCGACAGAACUGGGGAACCAUCAGCCUGAAACACUAACCCUGUUUCUCUCUCCACAGAUGCUGCCUGACCCGCUGAGUGUUUCCACUUCUCCCUCCUUUCUCCUCCCCCCUCCCAUCGGGCAGAAGGUACAAAAGCCUGAAAGCACGUACCACCAGCCUCAAGAACAGCUUCUAUCCCACUGUUGUAAGACUAUUGAAUGGUCCCCUAGUACAAUAAGAUGGACUCUUGACCUCACAACCUACUGUGUUAUGACUUUGCACCUUAUUGUCUGCCUGCACUUUCUCUGCAACUGUAACACUUUAUUCUGCAUUCUGUUAUUGUUUUCCCUUGUACUACCUCAAUGUACUGUGUGAUGAAAUGAUCUGUAUGGAUGGCAGGCAAAACAAAGUUUUUCACUGUACCUCAGUACAUGUGACAAUAAUAAACCAAUUUCUGUUUUAAUUUCUGACAUCUGCAGGUUGUGUUUUGAAUUCCAUUUAAUUCCCUUGACUGGGAAUGGAACGUUAUGCAAGGCUUCCUACUUGGUGAAAAAAAAACACUGAAAAUUUCUGGACAGCAGCAAGAACGUUGGUCAUUGUUAGCGAAUCAAACCGGUCAUAGGAGGCGAAGAAUCAUAACUACUGGGUUGUCCCAGUCAAGGAGCGAAUAAAGGAAUUCGUUUUACAAGGAGGAGCAGCAGGUUGCGGUUCACUGUUUGAAUUCUGCUGGGUUGGAGUGAGUCAGGCUGGGUCUUGUUAGAGGCGGUCUACUUCAGAUUAAACAACCCAGGUGGAAUUGGUCGAGUCACUCACGAGAUUCGGGCCGUUACCGGAUAUUCCGUUCCCGGAGCCCGAACACAGCCAGGGGGUUGCACCGAGGUUCCCUCCCGCACCCAGGCGUGUGGCGGAGCGAGGGGAAGCUGGUGACAGCGACAGCCGGGACAUGUCGCCCUUCCUCGGGCUGAGCAGCGUGGGCUGGGCCGGUCUCCUGUGCCUGCAACUCGUCCUGUGCCAACCUCUACCAGGUCAAACAGAAUUUAAACUAGGAAGAUUUCAGGAACUACCUUUAAUAAGGAACACCUCAAUUGAAGCCUUUUUGUGGAACAUUCCUGAGAAUGUAACAUUCAUCACCAUUCAAGUGCACACCCAAUAUGUUAAUACAACUCUCUCACUCAAGGUCUCUGGAAGAGGCCCUUCAGUGAUGGGUGCUGACCCUGGCUUGUUGCUGAACCUAAAGCCAAGAGAGAGUGUGUUCACGUGGCACCUGGAAACACAGGCUCAAAAUGCUUCAGCAAUGUCAGUUAUUCUCCCCUACACCUCAAGAGAUCCUGUCCCAGGUGGAUGCAGUUUGGGGUCUAACUUGACAAUUGAUCCAAACCUAUACUUGGAGUACAACCUGUAUGAAGCCACAAUACGUUUUGCUCCAGCUAGUGUUGGCUAUGCAAGGGGAGCAGCUCCACCUUCGUGUGAGGUCACAGGGAAAGGAUCCAGGUGGCAACUGCAAUAUGACGUCUAUCAGUAUUUUCUCCCAGAGGGUGACCUGUCAGAAAAAGUCCUCUUUGCCUCUCUCCAGAAGAUGGCUGAAGUGCAGAAGAUGGAAGCAAAUGGAGUCAAGUUGUUCAGCCUGGGUGCACAAGACAAGACCACAGUCACUGUCUCCUCCAUACGUGGUCAAGGGGUGAUUUAUAAUGUCAUUGUUAAGGAUCCAGAGCUGAACACUUCAGCAGCUUACACACUCGUUCACACGUACGGGUGUAGUUUCACAGCCAAACUGGACAACUGCCACACGCUGCGAAGAAAUUCAACAAGAGUGUUUUUUGUGGUUGUUGGACUUCUUGGAUUGUUCGUCUGUUUCUUUGGGCACAGGUACCUAAAAACAGAAUUCUUCUUCAUAGGAUUUAUAAUCCUGGGAUUUCUAUCCUUCAUCCUUCUCAUGCGCACAUCUUCACUGGAUUAUGACAUUGUUCUGAGUCUGACUGCUGUCCUGGGCUAUGUUGGUGGAGGAUUGAUGGUAGCUUGCUGGUGGUGCUUUGGUUCCAUUAUUUUCUCCAUGCUGUUUGUUGGCCUGGUACUUGGCUUCCUCCUCUCCUCGAUUGUCAUCACACCAGUAGGAAACAUUGAAACCUUCCAGGAUGAUUCUGUCUUCUGGCUGUCAUUGACAAGUCUUUCUUUGCUUGUACCCCUCCUUUUCUUCAGCUGUCCAAGAGCUUUGAAUAUUACGGCCUGUGGAUUUAUCGGCUCCUAUGCAGUGGUCCUUGCAAUGCAUACCUUUGUGUUCACCAGCCUUGCCUACAUCACAUUCAACGUGCUCAAGCGAGCACUGGAUGAUGACUACAAAUCUGCCUACACAAAUGUGCCCUUCCAGAUGAAUGAUUAUAUCAUGUUAUCAGUGUGGGUGAUCUUGUUGGUAAGUGGAAUGGUCUUCCAGUUUGCACGUGAGAAGGACCAGCCAAUCUUUCCACCACAUCCAUACCAAACCUGGAAGCUUAAACAGGAGCGCCGUAAAACCAAUGUCUUGGACCCCAGUCAUCACAUUCCACCCAUCAAGGAUCGGCUGAGGAACAAACUGGUUGCUUUCAAGCAGCUCUUCGUCAAACCACAGCCUAUAGGUGAACAAACACCACUGCUCCUGUAGACCCAGUGAGGAAACAUCAGCAUCUUCUGUACUGAGACCUGCCAAUUCUCAUGUAACCAGAUGGUAGGUGGACUUGAAGAGUUGAUUUCUUCAAAGAAGCUUUUGAAUGUUUACAAUGUGCUAAAUUUCUUUGGAAUAUCUUGACUGACUCGCUGGUCCGUGGGGAUGAGACUUGCACUUGCCCUGUGGAUUUUGAAUUUUGAGUUCUCGAACACAGCCAGAAUGUUGAGUGUUGCAACACAUGGACUUGAUGGCUCUUUUGCACAUUGAUGAUAUUGUUACAAAGGAAAAUUGUUCCCCUUCCCAAGGAUUAAUAUUUGUGAAUGUUGCAAGGACAAAUGAUGUAUAACAUUAAAGACAUGCACAGUGCAAUGGACAUUUAAUACCUCAUUGAAUUCUAGAACAAUAUUUCUGACCUAGAUACCAAGUUAUAAACUACAACAGUUAGCUUUUAGAAUUUUUGAUCUUUGGUAUUUGUUUAGAAUGUUUGCCAUGUUGCUUGUAUUAAGGAUUUGGUACAAAAGGUUCCAUUUAAGGUUUGGUUAAGGUAUUGACACUGCAGCAGCUUUUUCACCCAAGGUUCCUGCACCACAGAGCAGAGGCAAGUGAGCCAUUUGUAGCCUUCCUCCAAUCCACUUCAACUGGAGUCAAAGCUCAAUGGUGUUCUGUCCAUGUUUAGCACACCCCAUGAUUAGGGAGUGGACUGGAGGGAAGGAUUAUAAAUGUGCAUUACUUAAUUGGAAUUGAACUUACUGCUCUAAAAUUGACUUGGAAUUGUGGGGGUGGGCAGAAUGAAAGGAUGUUCUCUUCACCUGCUGCUCAUGUAGCCCAGUUACCUGGUUGUGUGUAUCCUCUAUCAUGGGAAUAGAGGGAUGCCCUAGUGAAUGUUGCAAUCCAGUUUGGAAUGUUGUUAACACUUAGUUUCUAUUUUGUAUAGAUUUUAUACUGUAUAUUAAAAUUGUAAUGUUGGGUCAGAGG
Molecule: messenger RNA, 4252 nt
Organism: Pristis pectinata (smalltooth sawfish)
Lineage: Eukaryota; Metazoa; Chordata; Chondrichthyes; Rhinopristiformes; Pristidae
Gene: tm7sf3
Product: transmembrane 7 superfamily member 3
Exons: 12
Coding region: 1583-3274 (563 amino acids)
Source: RefSeq, a predicted model, not a curated record